ACAAUUUUUUUGUAAAAGUAAAACGAGGACUGUGAAAAUCGCGAAAAAAUUGAAAUUAAGCUGGAAAAAAGCAAAAUAAAUUGGUUAAAACAAGUGGCCAAUUGUCAAUAAAUGCAUCUGCGUGAAAAGUGACUACUUAAAAUGCAAAAUAAUCGACAAUCAGAGGCCAAAAAGCUGGAUAAUUGUGUUGCCACAGCAGUGAAUAAAAAGAAUGUGAACCAGACAUCAUCAUCAUCAUCGUUGAUGUCGACGGCAGUAAUUCAAAGUAGUAGUAAUAAUAGAAAUAACAAUUGCGGCGGCACGAGUUCCGCGAAUAAACAAAGUGCUGGCAGCAACAACAACAAAAAUUCGGGCAAUUCUGUGUUAACGCAACAAAAUAAUUCUAACAAUAAGAAUAAUAAUAGUGCAAAAUCAAAGAGUAAUGCAGCUGCUGCGACGUCCCAAAUAAUUGCGGGCGGCACGGGCACAGGCAGCGGAAACGCGCAAGCCAGCAGCCCCCAAAACUCCACGCCAACGAAAUCCGACACGGAAACCUACUCGGAAUUCCAACGUCGUGUUACCGACUCAUCCGACAGCGAUGAGGAAAGUGUAUCUGAGAUAUUACUGGCAUGCUUGUGUCUAAGGCCAGACUUGCUGGUUGAUUCCUUCCCAAUUGACCAAGAAUCAAUUGAAAUGCCCGAGUCGUGUUCCGACAGUUGUGAAAACGAAGAGUCCGAAGGCGAAAAUAACAACUACGAGGACGAGGAUGGCGACGAGAGCGAAGGUUCUGGCGAGUCGGGCGAAGAAAGUGGCGACGAUGCGGAAACGGAUCAAACGCCCCAAGACACGAAAGCUCGUCUCACAGCACUUUUAGAAGCGGCAGACGAAGCAGCGCAGGCUCUUACCCGAAUGCGUGGCGAUAAUAGAGAUAAUAAGCAUGUUCUAUCCCGUUCCCUGUUAGCUGCGUGUUCCGACAACGACAUGACAACCGUUCGCAAACUCCUUGGCGAGAACAAUGGCAUGAAUGACGGCACCGACGACGGUGAUUCGCUGCUUUCGCUCGCCUGUUCCGCCGGAUAUUAUGAACUUGCGCAAGUUUUGUUGGCAAUGUCGGCCCAAGUUGAGGAUCGCGGGCAGAAAAAUGAUUGCACGCCGUUGAUGGAAGCUGCUUCCGCGGGUCAUAUCGACAUCAUUGAGUUGCUGUUGAAGCACGGAGCUGACGUGAAUGCGCAAUCGUCAACGGGAAAUACGCCGCUAAUGUAUGCUUGUGCCGGCGGGCAUGUUGAUGCCGUUAAAUUGUUGCUUGCUGCGGGCGCAAAUGUCGAAGAUCACAAUGAAAAUGGGCAUACGCCGCUCAUGGAAGCUGCUUCGGCGGGACAUGUUUCUGUAGCGAAGAUUUUAUUGGAACAUGGCGCCGGCAUCAACACCCACUCGAACGAGUUCAAGGAAAGUGCUCUAACUUUAGCCUGUUACAAGGGUCAUCUCGAUAUGGUGCGUUUCCUACUUGGCGCCGGUGCAGAUCAGGAACACAAAACUGACGAGAUGCACACUGCCCUCAUGGAAGCCUCAAUGGAUGGUCAUGUCGAAGUAGCUCGUCUCUUGUUGGAUUCGGGAGCUCAAGUUAACAUGCCAACGGAUUCCUUCGAAAGUCCCUUAACGCUCGCCGCAUGCGGAGGUCACGUGGAUUUGGCAAUGUUGUUAAUUGAGCGUGGCGCGAACAUCGAAGAGGUCAAUGACGAGGGUUACACGCCUUUGAUGGAAGCAGCACGCGAAGGUCACGAAGAAAUGGUGGCACUUUUGUUGUCGCAAGGCGCAAAUAUCAACGCGCAAACCGAAGAAACGCAAGAAACUGCCUUGACGCUCGCUUGCUGCGGGGGAUUUUUGGAAGUUACGGAUUAUUUGAUCAAGCAUGGGGCGGAUAUCGAAUUGGGAGCAUCGACACCCUUGAUGGAAGCAGCGCAGGAGGGACAUAUUGAACUCGUGCGUUUUUUGUUGGAAAAUCGCGCCAAUGUGCAUGCGCAAACGCAAACGGGAGACACGGCACUUGCUUAUGCCUGCGAAAAUGGGCACACGGAUGUCGCGGAAAUUCUUCUGAUGUACGGGGCGGAGCUCGAACACGAAUCCGAAGGCGGAAGAACGCCUCUGAUGAAAGCUUGUCGCGCCGGACAUUUGUGUACGGUGAAAUUUCUGCUUGGGAGAGGCGCUGAUGUGAAUCGGCAAACGGCAAAUAACGAUCAUACGCCGUUAUCGCUCGCUUGUGCCGGCGGACAUCAAGCUGUAGUCGAAUUGUUGCUCGCUAACGGGGCGGAUCCCUUCCAUAAACUCAAGGAUAACAGCACGAUGCUCAUCGAAGCGGCAAAAGGAGGUCAUAUUAACGUCGUUCAACUACUUUUUGACUUCCCGCAGUCCCUGGCUGGCGCCCAAUCGAACAUGCUCGUGAACAACGGGCUUCAACAAAUCGCUCCGAUCCCCCUGAAACAUCAACACAACUUGCUACAAGUUGCUGCCCAGGCCCCCAACGCCACGCAAAUGAUGCAAACGCCGCCCGGAUUGCACGACGUGCCCGAAGCGAUUCGCACUUCCAACCAAUUCGCGCAUCAAUUGCAGGCGAAGGACUUCCUCGAUCAAUCGCAAAUUAUCUCGUACAACGAGUACAUCAAGAACAAUCCGAACGCCCUUUUGGAUGCCAAUUCCGCGCUUGCAGCUGCCGCCGCCAUGGGAAACACGCCCGGCCAGCAGGAAAGUUCAAUUAUCGCCCAAAUGCGUCUCUUGCAAAUCCAAAAUGAGGGUUUCAAGGACGGAUUGAUGCAAGGUUUGGCAAAAGCGCAACCCGGACUUUUGAAUAAUAACAACAAUAAUAAUGCGAAUCGGGGAGCGCAACAAUUGGUUAUGCCGCCGCAAAUGCAACAAAGUACCCAAACGAAUGUUGCUGCGGCACAAACAGGAACAGGAGCAGCGACAACGACGACCACGACGACGGGCAAGCAAAAAAGUGUUUUGAGGAAAAAUCGACAACAAAUUGCGAAUAAUGCGAAUGCAAAUGCCGCGCAUUAUCAGGAACAGGAUUUGACACUGUCGGAGGCGCAACAAGUGCGCAGUCAACCAAUUGGGGCAGAUGGCAACGAAAAUCUCACGGAUAUGGCAAGCAUCUUGAAUCACUUUGAUGCGAUGAAUCACGACGAGUUUAUGCAAAAAUGGAAAGAGUCCUUAUCAUUCUACAAUGACGGGCCUCCGCCAACUUUGUUGCCUCCGCCGUCAAAUGCGUACAUUGAUCCGAAUGCGACUCAAGCUCAAGGUUCAAUUUAUGGGACUCACGGUGGUGGUUUUAAUUUUUCUGCGCCGUCAUUGCACGCGACGACAACGCAGGACCCGUUUCUGCAAUCGCAGCCCGUUGUUGCCAGUUGUGUUCCCGAUGCAAAAAUGCUGUUGACUGCAAACACAGACGCAACGUCUAACGCGUCACUCGACAUUAACAACACACUUGCCACAUUUUUUACAGAUGCUCGUCAAUCUGGUCAAGAAAACGCUUUCGCGAUUGCCGCAAGUGGUUUAGCGGCACAACAGGAUGCAAACAAGAAGCAAAAUGGACAAACGAUCAAGGGUCCCGCUGAUGUAUCGCAAAAUACCGCGAUUGCCGAUAGGCCCAAAGUAAAGCCCGUUUCCAAAAAGGAUGGAAAAUAUAUUAAGAAAUAUAUUCCGGAGGCGCAGCAGCUUCAGAACAUUAAAUUGUGUGGUUUAAAUGAAAAGAUGCAAAAACAUUUUGGUUUUCCUCCCGCGAGUGGUGCGAAUGUCGCUUCUUCCAACAAUGCACAGGAUUGCCUUUCCGCUGCAUUGUCAUCAAUUAACUUUAUCACGAGUGGUGCGACAAACGCUGGAUCUGCCGGCACGAAGCAAUCGAACAUCCUUCAGGCAGCCACAAACAUUGUUCCUAAUCCGCUACAAGCAUCCAACAACCAAGUAACGACAACAACAUCCACGACGACGACAGCAUCGUCCUCCGCGUCGUCGCAAAUUGACGUCAAUACGACAACAUCAACAUCAAGUAGUUCCGCCGCCAACGAAAACCUAACAAAUCAGCAGCAAUUGACGCAGCAACUGACACAAAUCCAUCCGUGGAAUCCGAAAAUGCUGCAGAAAAUUGCACAACGACUUAUCGUGGAUCCGUCGGGCAGCAAUGCAGCGAGCGGCGAAACAAGUAGUGAGAAUCGCGAAGGAUCGCCCAGCGGUUCGUCGAGCGAUGAAUCUGGUGCCGAGGGAAUGUCGCCGCCGUUGUUGAAUGUCAAACAAAAUAGCAAUAUACAAUUAAAUCUCGAACUGUCCGAUGUGGAUUUGGCUGCCAUUUCAAGCACAUUUUGCUCGCAAUUGGCUCAAGUGCAUCAACAUGUGUCGAAUAUCAUCCAACAAAAACCUGGAAACAAGAACGAUCAGGAGCACGAUUUUAUCGAUACCGAUGUCGAUGGCAAUAUGCAAAUAUUCCGCAUUGACGAUACCGAUGCCGACAUGAGUGGCGAAGGCGUCGAAGGACUGUAUCCGCCGCUCGGUGACUCCUUCAACGUAUCCGACGUGUCGUUCGAGAACGACAAUUCGCAGAAUCUGGAAUGGGUCGAUUGCUUUGACGAGGUCCUGACAGCCUUGAACAUUCCAGGUGCAUUACAGGAAAUCGCUGCCAAUUGUUCCGACAUUGACACAUAUGCGAAUCUCUUCGGUAUGAAUACGUAUUGCAAGGCACGUUGGGCGGAACAAUGGCCGCCAACACAACAGCAAAAGCAACAACAGCAGGCAAUAAUUGAUGAGCAAUGUGCUGCUGUUGAGUGUCCCGAGCACAAUGAUGAUGACGAGAGACAUCAGCAUGCAGCGGAAACGAAUCAAUUGAUUGCUCUCGACCAUCAACAGUUGCAACAAGAACUGUCCUUGCAGCAUUUGCAAUUAUUCAACCAGUUACAGAAUCAAGAACAGCAACCAGGAACACUGCCCUUGAUCCCGGUUACAAUCGAUCAACAAGCGUCGCAAAAUGUCGUCUUGCAAGCGAUGCAAAAUCAAGCGUUACAACAACAAAUUGCCGCCGCUGAUGCCCAACAGCAAGCAAAAUUUGUGUUUAACGUUGAAACCGACAAAUCUCUGCAGUUGUUGUUCCAACUCCCGACUGUCGGGCAACAACAAGGCGGUCAAGCCCAGCCGCCGCAAGGAGCAAUUUUGACGCAACCCCAAACCGAUGACGCGUCCCAAACACAAACAACACACGUGCCUGCCCUUCAACAACAACAACAGCAAACACAAGACGACGGUACGGCACAAGCCCUCCAAGUAUUGCAAAGUAUCCAAGAUACGCAAUGCAAUCAGCAUCAAGUAGCGACGCAAACGCCGCCAUCGCAAACGACAAACAACAUUUUGCAAGGAAUGCCUCCGUUAGUGCCUCGAUCGAUGAUGCAAAAUCAGCAACAGCAGCAACCUGAUGGCGUCAAAACGAUCACGCAAAAGGCAUCAAGCACGAAAAAAACGGAAAAACGUCGCCUCAUUGACAAACGUUUCGAGCCUCGUUUGCAACCACGCCCAAAACCUGCCGGGCAAACAAGUACCGCAAAUGUUCCCGCAACGCCCGGCUUCCAUUAUACGGAUCAAAAUGUCGCCGCUACGGGAAUUCCCGCGCAACAUCCCAUCAAUGGAGCUCCUGUAAUGCCGCCCGAUCGCACAAUUGACGUCGAUUCCGAGACAGAUUCGAAUCACGAUACGGCAUUGACGCUCGCCUGUGCCGGCGGUCAUGAAGAAUUGGUUGAAUUAUUGCUCGAACGGGGUGCGAAUAUCGAACAUCGCGACAAAAAAGGAUUCACGCCGUUGAUUCUCGCCUCGACAGCGGGUCAUGCCAAAGUUGUGGAAAUUCUCAUUAAUCGCAAAGCUGAACUCGAAGCCCAAUCCGAACGUACUAAAGACACUCCAUUGUCGCUGGCUUGUAGCGGAGGUCGAUAUGAAGUUGUCGAAUUGCUGUUGAAGCAUGGCGCGAAUAAGGAACAUCGUAAUGUCUCGGAUUAUACGCCUUUGAGUCUUGCAGCGAGCGGAGGUUACGUGAAUAUCAUCAAAAUGUUGCUGAACAAUGGCGCCGAGAUAAAUUCUCGAACCGGAAGUAAAUUGGGGAUUUCUCCGUUGAUGCUUGCGGCGAUGAAUGGACAUACGCCAGCGGUUCGUUUGCUUCUGGACAUGGGUUCGGACAUAAAUGCGCAAAUUGAGACGAAUCGCAAUACCGCUUUGACGCUCGCUUGCUUCCAGGGACGCCAUGAAGUCGUUAGUUUGUUGCUGGAUCGCAAAGCGAACGUCGAACAUCGUGCCAAAACGGGAUUAACGCCUCUUAUGGAAGCAGCUUCGGGCGGAUAUAUCGAAGUAGGUCGCGUUUUACUCGAUAAAGGAGCUGAUGUGAAUGCGGCGCCUGUUCCGUCGUCACGUGAUACGGCAUUAACCAUCGCCGCUGACAAAGGACACCUAAAAUUCGUCGAACUUUUGUUGAUGCGCAACGCUGCCGUUGAAGUUAAGAACAAAAAAGGCAAUUCCCCGCUUUGGCUCGCCGCAAAUGGCGGUCAUUUGGGUGUCGUUGAGCUUCUGUGCAACGCCAAUGCUGACAUCGAUUCGCAAGACAACCGCAAAGUUUCGUGUUUGAUGGCGGCAUUCCGCAAAGGACACACAAAAGUCGUCAAAUGGAUGGUCAAUCAUGUGAGUCAAUUCCCCUCGGAUCAGGAAAUGACGCGAUUUAUCAGCACAAUAAGUGACAAAGACAUCCUUGACAAGUGUCACGAGUGUGUCAAGGUCAUCAGGGCAGCGAAAGAGACGCAAGCGAAAAAAGCUUAUAUGAAUGCGUCGAUUUUGCUGCGAGAAUUGGAUAUGGAGAAAAAUCGGGAGGAGCAAAAGAAAGCAGCUGCUGCCAAGAGACGUGAAAGGAAAAAGCGUCGCAAGCAGGAAAAGCGGGAGCAGCAGAGGAAAUUGAGUGACGAUAAACCGGGGGCGAAGAAUAAAAACCAAAAGAAGGGAAAACAGGAGGAGCUGGAAGAGGAUUCGGAAGCAUCGGAUUCGAGCGAUUCGGAUGACGAUGACGACGAAGAAAUUCUUGAGACGAUUCCUGAACCGACACCGAUGCCUGCGACGACGACGCACAAAUCGACGACGACGACGCAUCAUCAAGCCGAGCUAAGACACGAAAAGGAGGAAGGUGAUUCCGGCAUCGAUGCAAACAGUCAAGGCUCCUGUUCGAGUUCCGACGUCAAAGCAUCCGCCGUUCUCGACAAAACCAACUCCAAACAACGGAAUAAGAAGAAAAAGCAACAAAACCAACCACCGCCUGUCAAUACCUCAGGUAGUAAUAGUAAUCGUUCCUCAAAUAGUCCAGCCACAAUUAUCAGUAACGCAACAACAACAACUGCCGUAACAACAACAGUAACAUCAUCAGCAUCAUCAUCACACGAAAACGAGUCGCAAUCGCGCGAAUUCAGCAGUAAAUCCAUGGCGAACAAUCGUCGUGAGCAACGAAAAGCAACAAAUGCCGCGACGCAACAAGAAUCGACGAAAAAUCGCGCAAAAGAAAAGGAAAAUGUCGCACCGAAACAAGAGGAAAAGACAAAAUCUGACGUUGCCGCUGCCAAAGAUCAGCAAAAAUCGAGCAGCAAAACGUACGAACACUACCAACAACCUAUUAAUCAACGGAAAAACGUUUACAGCAACAGUCGUCAUACCGUCGAACGCGACGAUUACGAAGUAACGGAAAACGUCUUUUACAAUUCAAACACGAAACAAAGCAAAUUGAGCAAAGAAAGUCCCGGAAAACAAACUUCCGCGUCAGCAACGAGUGUUUCGAGCACCGCAGUUCGUCGCGAAGAGGGUUGGAAAGAAGUUGUAAGCAAAAGUUCGAGUACUCGUUCAUUACCGCUCGAACUGAAGAAGGUUCAGGUGCCAACACAUGCAAUUUCUCGUGUCAUCGGAAGGGCAGGAAGCAAUAUAAAUGCCAUUCGCGCUGCUACAGGAGCCCAUAUCGAAGUCGAGAAGCAAGGAAAAGUCCAAGGCGAUCGUUCCAUAACGAUAAAAGGCACGAACGAAGCCACGAAACAAGCAUACCAUUUAAUAACGACCCUAAUUCGGGAUCCCGACGUCGAUAUUUUACAAGUUUUGAAGAAAGAGGGAAUUGGAAAAGUUGUAACGCACGGAAGUAGCGGGCAGCACAUCACAAUUUCCACGUGGGACAGCAAAUCGAGCAAACCGGGCAGUACUACAAGUAGUCAAGAUGGCGAUGCGUUCCCCAGCAAGAAAGGCAGUACCAAAAAUGUCGCCCAAAAUGCCACAAGCAACGCUCCGAGCAAGACUUCUCAAAGUUCUGGUCGCUCAUCGACAGCGAAAAAUUUGUUUGCAGCAUCAACAUCGACCGCAGCGACAACUACAAGCAGCAAAACUGUCGUUUCGUCAUCUUCGGCAUCAACUUCCGUACGUUCAACGACAGUUAGUAAGUCAGUAACUUCAUAUUCAGGCACUAUUAGUAGCAGUUCUGCCUCCGUAAAAGCUCCUGCAGCAACUUUCAACAAGAGUCAAGCACCGGCGACAUCUCAAACGUUCGCAGCGAGAGUCUCGAGUGUCACUUCCGACACGAAAAAAGUCAUUGGCGAUAAAGUUGUUCAACCGACAAAGGUUUUGACGUCUCCCAAACAUGCCCUUCCCGCGCCAUUCACGUCGAGCGGUAACAUUUUGACAAAUUCUGGGGCAAAUCCCGCUUCAGGAACGAAACCUGUGUUCACGCAAUCGACUUCGGAACCCGCUGCGGUAUCAACUACCGUUCGAAGUGUCACGCCAAUCGGUCCGCCGCAUCGCAAUAACACGCCAACAAGUAAUUUAACGAAUCCAGCGACUUCGGGACCUCAAAAUCCGAUUGGGACCCCAAUUCAGGGCUCGAAGAUGAUAAGUGGCAAUCUACAAGCGCAGGCGCACGAAUAUUCGCUCUUCAAUGACAACUCGUACGGAGGUCAAUGGGACAAUAAUCAGUACACUGCAAGCAUGAAGGCGAAACAAAUCACCGAAACACAAGCUCACGAGACCCCAUCGCAAAAGGUAGAUGUCUCAAAAGCUCCUGGGUAUCGUGGAAAUGCAUUAAGUUCGCCCGUAAGUUCAAGCGGAAAGGCCAGCAGUCAAAGUACGACGCCGCCAUCGACGAAUAUCUUGCCAGCGGGUGUCAUUGGAAGUCAAAUGCCGUCGCAGCAACAACAAUUUUACGCGCAGCAGCAAAAUGAGGCGAUGUCAAGUAAUGUUAUCAAGGCACCUUCGCAACCGCAACCCAUUCAGCGUCCCUUGAGCGGCGUAAAUAACAUGAAACAAAUGCCUCCGGCGGGUAUGGAAAGUUAUUCUCUGGCUCCCGGACCUCCGCCAUCGAUGACACAGCAACAACAACCCCCUGUUCGACCCGAUGUACGCGGAAAUAUGUUCGAUACGUUCCAACAACCGUCGCCGUCGCAGCAUCAACAAGCGAAUUUCUACUCGCAAGAUUCGUAUUCGAACUCGGGACUUGGUCCAAUUGGUAUGUCACGCUUAAAUCCCAAAGCGAAUGCUUUUAAUUCGAUGCCUCAAGGCGGAAAUGCCUUCCAAUCGGGCAACAAAGGACCCGGAAAUUACGGCGGGAUGUACGGAAAUGGAAAUGCGAAUAAUAAUUACGCGUCGCAGAAACAAAUGCAAAAUAUGAACACGAAUCCAUAUCAGAAUCGGGCACCGGGAGCUCCGCCAAAUGCGCAAUCGGGUCAAUUAAAUGGCGCGGGAAUGCGUUGGGGUUAUCCCGAUUUGGGAUAUGCGCCAAGUGCGAGAGAUAUGAUGGGACUCGAAAACGGGAUGUCGCAAAUGGGCAUGAAUUCGCCUUCGAUGUCGCCUAAUUCGGCGCCAAAUGGCAUGCCGAAUGUCAAUGCGCAAUCGCAAAUGGAUGAGCAACGCAAAACGAGACCAAUUGGAGCGGAACGUUUGUGGAAGUAUAAUACUUUUGGUACGGGAGGCCCAUUGGAAUUGGAUAAUAAUGUUGGUUUGGGUGCGCAAGGUCCUCCGCAAGGAUGGGGCAUUGAUAAGCCGCCGCAGAAUCAAAUGCCGCUGCAAUGGAUUCAAUCGCAACCGCCAAUUGGGAGAGGAGCGUUCGGUGACGAGCUUGUGCAUGGAAAUGAAGCGUUUCAGCCAUUACAAGUCGACUACCAAAACUUGAUGGGCGGCAACGGUCCAAAUCAGAACUUGAAUUACAUGUAUGCACCUUUCAUGGGAAACGAUCCAAUGGUCACUGAGCCAACAUGGGAACACGAUAAAAAUACAUGGACAAAAUGGUCUCACUAAAAAGGAAGAACAACAAGAAAUCUGCACAAUUCAAUUCAUCAAAUAUUUUUUUUAUAACCCCUUUAUAAAAAAUGUCUUUAAUCUUAAAAGUCUUUAAAAAGAGGGUAAUUGCUAAAUAUUUUUUUAUAAGUACUAUUGUUCAAUAUUGUACGAAAAAAAAAUUUUUUCAUUGAAAAUAAUUAUGCCGAAAAACGAAAAAGUUGUAAAAAUGAUCAAAUACAGAUCAUAAUAAUAAAUUAUAAUUUUAAAUAAUUUUUUUAUUUAAUUUUUAAUUAACGAAAAAAAAUCGAGUGCAGAAUUGAGACACAAAAAAACGAGCGAUGUGACCAAAAUCGUCCUAAGAAAAUAAAAAAAAACUUCUUUUUCAAUAAAAAAUUACAACAAAAACCCGACCCAUCUAUCAAAAUAAAAUUAAUUGUAAUUUUUCGAUGAUUACAAAAACUCUCUCACACACACACAAACAUAAAAACACACACCCUCGUAUUUAACGAAAAUAAUAUAAAAAAAAAUUCAAAAACAUUAAAAAAUUACAUAAACAACCUUUAAAAAUUUUAGAUGUCGCUUCGUGUAGUAAAAAAAUAAUAAAAAAAAACAUAAAAAUAAAAUUUAGACACAGACACAGUUUUAAGAAGAAGCGGAAAAAGCUAUUAAUUAAAAUAAUUAACAUUUUUUAAUUUUUUUUUCUCAAUUUUUCAAGCCAAAUCCGGCUUUAAAAUGGUGAUUUGAAUAAAAAAAAUCAUUAGGGGAUAUUUUUUCAUUAAUUUUUUUAAAAAUAUUUUAUUAUAUCCUAUAUAAAAAAAUACAUCAUCGACUAAAAAAAACGUUUUCUUAUUAAAAACAUUUAAAAAAAUAUCAAACAACUCCCAAAAAUCAUAAUAUUACUUGCUGCUAAAUAAAUUGCGUACGCUAUUAUGAGCUCUGAAUGAGAAUUGCGAUCAAUGAUGAUUAUAAAAAAAAAUAAUUAAAUGAUUUACACGUUCAUUAUAUUAAGUGUAUAAAAAAACAAGCGGUAGAGGAAGAAAACCAGAAUUGAUUAAUUUUAACGAGAAAAGUUUUUUUUUAUUUUUUUUUCACUCAAGAAUUUUUUUUAUUCAUAAAAUGGAAUUUUUGGGCAACUUUUCGUUUUAUAUGAAAAAUAAAAAAAAAUCUUGAAAAAUUAAA
Molecule: messenger RNA, 11463 nt
Organism: Culicoides brevitarsis
Lineage: Eukaryota; Metazoa; Arthropoda; Insecta; Diptera; Ceratopogonidae
Product: ankyrin repeat and KH domain-containing protein mask-like
Exons: 17
Coding region: 142-10302 (3386 amino acids)
Biological process (GO): innate immune response
Cellular component (GO): cytoplasm
Molecular function (GO): protein binding; RNA binding
Source: RefSeq, a predicted model, not a curated record